Molecule: messenger RNA, 513 nt
Organism: Abrus precatorius (Indian licorice)
Lineage: Eukaryota; Viridiplantae; Streptophyta; Magnoliopsida; Fabales; Fabaceae
Product: proline-rich receptor-like protein kinase PERK9
Exons: 1
Coding region: 1-513 (170 amino acids)
Source: RefSeq, a predicted model, not a curated record
AUGGGGCCUCUCACUGAAGGCGACUGGAAGCCUAGCUGGAGUGACACCCUUUUUGCAAACGUCUGCAUACCUCUACCUUCGGAACGGAGUAUUAUCAUCCAUUCACCCCCUCAUUCUCCAUCACAAGAACCCGCAGCCAAACAUCUUAAAAAUUUUAUUGACAAAGGUAAGACCGUUAUCGAUCUUCACCCCGAACCUACCCCUCCUCCCAGUCCUACCCCUGCUCCCGAGUUAAAGGAUGUCAAAGUUAUCGAAUCUUCCAUUAGGCCAGUACCUCACCACAUCCCACAGAUUCGAGCACCUCCUCCUGACAAAGCUGGACCCUCUGUCCGACGCCCUUCACCACCACCACCUGCUUCUCGAUCGCCCCCACCCACUAUCGGCUGGAUUGAUAGUGACCCAGACAACCUGCCACCCUCUCCUCGCCCUCAGCCAGUGGACGACUCUCGUGACUCCGACAGAAUAGAGUCUGAACCCAGUGAGGAUUCCUUUCUGCCAGAGUUUUAUUUGUAG